AACAAUUAGUGCUUUACACACGCAUGUAUAACAAUUGUGUGCCGGUUUUAAUCGAAACAGGCCAGAAAUAUGCGUUUACAUCGUUUAUACGGUCUUGUUGUUCUACACCUAACCUUACAAAGUACGUUCGCAUUACUCAACGUUUUAGAACAACAUGUCGAAAUUGACCUAUCCGACUAUGGGAGGAACACGACAUUUACAUAUAAACUGUAUUUGGCGGAAGGAAAUGUGGUUGUAAAUGUCGCAAAUGCGACUAACGGUCGAUUUUUUGUCAUACAGGCUCACAGUUUUCAGUCUAAUAAUAUUACGUUAUCUAAAACGGAAACGCCAACUUUAGGUUCUUACGUUGUCGGGACGAAUAUUGGCAUGGUCGAAACUCCGCUGAAUUCCGAUGAGGUGUACCGAUAUUACAUAAACUACGUCGAUAAGGCCAACAUUCAGGUGUUACUCUCUGUCAUAUUGUACGGGGAUGAAGAUCCAAUUCCGGGAGGUUGCAAUAUGGUAUACAACACGAAAAAUGCGCCAUACCAAGUACUUACCUACGACGAUUACAUGAUACAAGUCGACGCGGCGCCCGCCCUCGAUUUUUCCUGCGAUAUCUCCUACCCCCAUCUCGACAUGUACCACAUGUACCUGUCGGAGGGCAAUUCCGACAUCAACGCCUACUUCGAUGCCAUUCAAAAGAUGAUGACCGUGGAUGGGAUAAAGAAGUACGCGAGAAAGGUUUCAGAUACUUUAUACCAAAAAUCACUUCGACGAUAUUACAGUGCUUAUCCCGGUACAGGAUCGGUAUACGCCAUAAUCGCCACGUCCGGGAAUGCAAGCUCCGCUUACGUACCGGCGGCGACUUACGCCUGCGACGUUAGCAAUUGGGAUGAGAGUUGCUUAGGACCGGUGUCGGUCAUUUGGAAAGUUAUAUGCGCGGUGAUUUUAUUUAUGGGCGCUUUUAUGUGCCUCUUUGGUCACAGAUUCUUCAAGAUUGAAAUGUUUGUCUUUGGUUUUGUGUGUGGAAGUUUCAUUUCGUACGUUUCCUCACCGUUUGCAGAUGCGCCUUCUGCGAGUUCCAGCUUGGGUUUUGCUGUAGCUUUUGGAUGCUGCUACGGAUGUAUUUGGCUGUUUUUCUGGUGGAGAUUUGGAAUUCCGAUAUUAUCUGUUUUUGUGCCUGUAUUUUUUACGGGGUACAUCAUAGGAUGCGCGCUUUAUUACACAGGACUUGGAGACUUGCGCUUAUUCCAAAGUGACCUAAACUAUUGGAGUUCUUUCUUUACCAUCAUCGUCGUUACAAUGAUGAGCUUGCUUUUUAUUACGGUGUUUGCCAACAUUUUAUCUUGCAGUGUAAUUGGAGCAACCGCAAUAGUGAUCGCCAUAGAUCAUUAUAUUGGCGGUACUAUCCAUUACGUAAUUAUCAAUAACAUACGACGCGCAACUAUUACCAACUUCAACUUGGCAAUUUUGGAUCCGCCAUAUCAAUAUAAAGAUAUUACAUUAGGUGUGGUGUGGGUGGUGCUCGUAAUAUCGGGCGUUGUCGUACAGAGAAAACAACAGGUUGGCAAACCACCAUUUCCACCACAUCGAGCAGCUGUUGCAGAUAUAGCAGAACGUACACCUUUACUAAGCAACGCUCCUUUGAACUACAAUAUCGAAAAUCGCCGGGCGUACACAUAAAGUAUCAUUUUCAUUAUUAUGACUGACCAACAGUUUUUAAAGUAGUGACGUUUUAUAUUCUAAAGAGUGCUAGCAUAGCUAAUUAUUGCUGACAUAGUAUUUAAUAGUAGCAGACAACUCCUUUAAAAUGUAGCACCUUUAUUUUGGGUAACUGUGAAAUUGUGAAAUGUAUUUUGGUUGUUCACAUUGUGAUUAAACACCGGUGCUUAAAGGUCCUGGAAAUCAAGAUCGUAGAUUGCACAAGCAACGGUUCCAAUGCAACUCAUAUUGGCUGUGAUUUAUCGGAAUGAAGUUUUGCGAUCCCAACCCUGAUGUGGAACGGAAAUGGGGCUUAUACUUGUGCCAUUUGUCGUCUGGUAAGAAAGUCGUACCUAAGCCGACUUAAAGCUUAGUCUUCAAUACACAUCAAUUAUUAACCGUUAAUGUAGCACAUGAUGUUAUUACAUUUUUAACAGCUAGACACCUACUUUUUUGUAUGUACUCAUAAUAAAGUGUAUUUAUACCCUA
This is a messenger RNA of Photinus pyralis (common eastern firefly), 2172 nucleotides long. Its product is annotated as transmembrane 7 superfamily member 3-like. NCBI's taxonomy places the organism in Eukaryota, Metazoa, Arthropoda, Insecta, Coleoptera, Lampyridae. The transcript is spliced from 8 exons. Bases 70 to 1665 code for a protein of 531 amino acids. The record is from RefSeq and is a predicted model, not a curated record.